CAGCGGUUGGAACUUGUUGCGUUGCAGUGGCUUCUGUUGGAUUAUUUGUUUAUAAGAAAUAUGGACGUCUUAGGAAAGUUCUGGAAAAAACCGAACACGACUUUGAAAAGAUAAAGGAUGACAAGGAUGCUGAAAACAGGAAACUGAGAGAGAUGUUGGAAGAGAAGGACAGAAAGUUACAAGAAGCGGAAGAACGCUGGAAUAAAUUUGCCGAUGAAUACGAAGAGGUGGUCCAGGAAAUGGAUGACAGGAUAAACGACUUGGAAAUGGAGAAACAGGACAUGAGCGAGGAACUUGGAAGUGCUCUCCUCCGUGGGAAGGAGAUGGAGGCUCUGCUGGAAGACGCGAGAGCACGAGAGCUUGAGAUGAAGAGUUCUUUGCUGUCCCUGGAAGAAAGGCUCCAGCAGAAGGAUUGCCAAAUAGAAGAUAUGUUGAGCGUCGAACGAAGACUGAAACUCGAAAAGCAACAGUUGGCCAAAAAAAUUAAACAAGAUGAUAUCCAGAUGGCAUCACUGUUGGCGGAACUGGAAGAGGCAGAGAACGAGAUCGGCCAUUGCUUUAACAUCAUACAGGAAAAAGAGAACAGUCUUAAGGAUUACUUUGAAGGAGAAAUUAAAAAGAAGGAUGAGGUGAUAGAAAAACUUCACGAGGAACUUGGAAGUGCUCUCCUCCGUGGGAAGGAGAUGGAGGCUCUGCUGGAAGACGCGAGAGCACGAGAGCUUGAGAUAAAGAGUUCUUUGCUGUCCCUGGAAGAAAGGCUCCAGCAGAAGGAUUGCCAAAUAGAAGAUAUGUUGAGCGUCGAACGAAGACUGAAACUCGAAAAGCAACAGUUGGCCAAAAAAAUUAAACAAGAUGAUAUCCAGAUGGCAUCACUGUUGGCGGAACUGGAAGAGGCAGAGAACGAGAUCGGCCUUUGCUUUAACAUCAUACAGGAAAAAGAGAACAGUCUUAAAGAUUACUUUGAAGGAGAAAUCAAAAAGAAGGAUGAGGUGAUAGAAAAACUUCACGAUCAACUCGAAGUUGCUCUCCAACGCGAGAAGGAGAUGGAAAGCUUCUUAAUAGAAGUAAAAGGAAAUGAAAGAAAAGUUAACCUUUUCAAAGAACUGCUGGAGCAUAGGAACAGUCAAGUAAAAGAGUUGUUACUUGAAGUAGAGAGACUGAAAGGUGAAAAUGAAGCGUUGGAACAAAAAUGGGCAAAUGCACUGAUAGAAGCAGGGUUAGAACAACAACUGCUAAGGCAGAGGGCAGAAGAAUAUGUAGAAAUAAGUUUCUUCUGGCAGCAGAAGUUUGAAGAAGUUAACAAAGAGGUCGAGAUGACAAAGCAUCGUGAAGAGGACCUUCGAGGAAAACUGAAGGACUGUGAAAAGGAAAUGGAAAUGGCAGUCAACAGCGUAAGGGAGAUGAAAGAUAAUGUCAAACUUGCUGAAGAUCAGCUAAACGAAAAUCAUCUGUUUAUCAAGGAGAAGGAGGAAGAGCAUAAUGAAAUGAAGAUGCAGUAUCAAGAGGACCUCAAGGAAAAGGACGACGAAAUAGAGAGACUGCUAGAAAUGGUGAGGAAUCUGCUUCAAGAGCAGGAACGUGCCCGAGAACAGCAGAGGAUAAAAGAACAAACGUUGAGGAAUGAAGAUAAAUAUUUGCUGAUGGCACUUCUCCAUGGAAUUGCUGAGAGGAAUUUCCAUCUCGAUCACAUUGCACUCGAGCAUGGAAAUGAAAAUCAGCAAAACAUUACUGAAGAAGAGCAGCAGGGAAAAGAGAGAAACGAAGAACUAUUUGAUUACAUGCAGAGAAGAAAACAGGAACAAUAUAACAGGGCUCAACAAGAGAGGAACAAUUACAUGAAGCAGUGGAGCGAUUUAACCCAGAUGUUGGAAGCCCUAAUGUGUGGAGAUGAAAGUGUGCCAGAACUGAGGAAUGGAAUUUCUGGUCAGAACUCUGAAAUUGAGACCCACACGGAUAAUAAAACUUAUCAAGGCCAUGAUGACAUUCAGGUUUUGCAGAAAGAAUAUGAUGAAGUAUCUAGACGGCUGAAAGAGGCGAAAGACAGGCUUGAAAAGGCAGAAGAGAAGGCGCAGGAGGCAGAGGGCAAACUCAGAGAGGCAGAAUGUAAGCUGACCCAAAAGAACACCCAAAUUGAAACCCUUGAUCAUCGAGCAGUGCUCAAAUCUGAGGUAGACCGAUGUAUUGAUGAUCAAGAUUUCGAUUCUGCUCUUGCUCUCUUGAGAAUUAUUGUAAAACGGUUUGGCAACGAGUUAGAGUGUCGGGUCAAGGAGGUAAGAUGUUUGUUGACGCUAGCCAGGACAGACGAGGCCCAGGAUGUGCUAAAUGAUCUUCCCAAAGAAUUCAAGGACUCUUUUAUUAUUAAAAUAGAGUCAGCUUUGCUCAGUGCGUGCAAUUUGGAGUUCUGGAAUUCCAGAAACCUUUUGUCGCAGGUGCUAGAUAUAUGCCCAAAUCACCCAAGGGCAUUGAUAGCACAAAAAUUUAUAGAGCAGAGGAUGCUAUGGGAAGCUCUUCCUGGGAUGAUUGAUGCCAAGGACUAUGACAUUGCCCUGGAAAAUAUUGCUGUGGCCAUGUCUCUGGGAUGUCUCUAUCCUUGGGUAUCAGUCGACUUGGCCAGAAUUAAAGGAAACAUUUUGUGCAGCCUUGGAAAGUUGCAAGAGGCAUGUGAAUGUUUCAUCAGUGUUCUGGCUGUGGAUGAGGACCAGGAGGACUGCAGGUUACGUCUAGGCUUGUGCUUCUUAUUACUAGGAAGACACACAGAUGCUAUUAACGAGUUUACAAGAUUGGAUGAAGAUAAAAAUGGAGAAUACUUAAUAUCACUGGCUGAAGACCUGGAGAAAAUGCAACAAUAUGGUUGCCCCUACAGAGUCCUAGGAGUUGAGACAGAUGUUGCUCUGGAUGAAAUAAGAAUUGCCUACAGGAAGAGUGCCUUAAAAUACCACCCCGAUAAGAACAAAGAGGCUGACAAAGACAGCGCGCAUUUACUCAUGCUUCAAAUCAAUUAUGCGAAUGAUUUAUUAAGUAAUAAAAAGGAGAAGAAAAAAUAUGACAACACCAGGCAAGCUCUUGAAGAGUAUGCAGCUGAAGUAUUUAAAAAUCCUAACCUACCAGAAUGGUUAGAGGAUGAUGAUGAGGUCGAUGAAUCAGAAAGUGAUUGUGACUGGAAAAAUAAUUCUGAUUCUGAUGACGAAUCUGAUUCUGGUGACGAAUCUGAAUCUGAUUCAGAAGAUGAUUCUGAUGAAGAAUCUGAAUCUGAUUCAGAAUCUGAUUCUGAUGACGAAUCUGAAUCUGAUUCAGAAGAUGAUUCCGAUGUUGAAGGGAAUUUAGCAUUAAUGGAAUGUUCCCAUAGUGAUUAUUUAGAAAAUGAAUCAAGUUUUGGCCAACUGGAGGAGGAGGAUGACGAUGAAGUAUUGGAGGAUGAGGAGGACGAGAAUGAAGAUGAUGCAUGGGAAGAUAUCCCUAAUGAGGAAUAUCUCGAAGAAUCAGACGAGGAAGGUGAUGAAUAUGACGCUGAUGAUGAAGAUAAUGAUGAUGCAUGGGAAGAUAUUCCUAACGAGGAAUCUUCUGAGGGAGGUGAUGAAAUUGACGCUACUUCUGGCGAAGAAUCACAAGAUGAAUGUGAUAGCGAUUCAGUUGAGGAGUCUGAUGAUGACUCUGAUGAUGAAUAA
This is a messenger RNA of Macrobrachium nipponense, 3665 nucleotides long. RefSeq lists its product as uncharacterized. Bases 153 to 3665 code for a protein of 1170 amino acids. Lineage: Eukaryota; Metazoa; Arthropoda; Malacostraca; Decapoda; Palaemonidae. The record is from RefSeq and is a predicted model, not a curated record. Gene Ontology annotation, molecular function: protein binding. The transcript has a single exon.